Messenger RNA from Linnemannia hyalina, 1644 nucleotides. Lineage: Eukaryota; Fungi; Mortierellomycota; Mortierellomycetes; Mortierellales; Mortierellaceae. The record is from the annotation of a GenBank genome assembly.
AUGAUUGGACUCCUUUCGGCCAACACGGGUUCAAUGCCCAUCGACGCCCUCAAAUUCGCCUUGCCUCUCGGAAUCGGCCUCGCCACUGCUGCCCUCCUCACCUUCAAGAUAGCAUCCAACCCUUAUGAUAAGUCAAUCCCAAAUGUCCCCAUCCGAAAAGGCGACUCAAACCACGACAAAGAACUCGAAGAGGACCAAGAUGAAUUCCUGAUCCGCUGCGAAGAAGAAUAUGGCCCCAUCUUCAAUGUCAAGGCCUACAACCAAGAUCUCACCGUCAUCUCUGGCCCUAUGGUCCGAGAAGUCUUCAUGAACGAAUCCUUCUCCUUUGGGGACGCCAUGGAUACCCUUACAGGGGUUAGGGCGUUCCUGAUGAGUGUGUUGAAGAGUCAUAAGCAUAUCGAUAGUCGGAUCACGCAUGACCUUGUCAGGGAUAACAUCUCGCCGAACCUGCCGUUGUUUACGCCCAGGAUUGUGGAGCAGUUGGAGAGGGUUGUUGACGAGCAGUUGGGGUAUUGUGAGGGCAAAGUUGUGGAGAAGCCGAUCAAGAUUGUCCAGGAUAUGAUUGCCUAUGCCAUGGCCAAUGUGUUUAUGGGUCCAGAGGUCGCCAAGCAACGUAUUGUCAUCGACACCUUCAUCCAGGUGACUUACGAUUUCGGGAAGAUCGUGGGACGCGAGAACCGCAAGAACGCUUGGCACGCAUGGUCAAACAAGACCAAAUACGGAAUCCUCAACCCACUCCACAAGCAUAUCAAGGUCCUCACCGACGCCGCGGGCCCCGUGAUCGAAGAGCGUCGUCGACAGGAAACCGAGGCCAACGAAAAUGGUGUUGAGUGGGACCGACCCAUUGAUAUCAUGCAGCGGUUGCUGGAUAACAAUGAAAAGUAUGGAUUUAUCGACCUGGAGGACUUGUGUGGACACCUCUUGAUCCUGAUCUUGGUGUCUGUUCAUACGACCACGGAUACCUCGACGAAUUUGAUGUAUUACUUGGCUUGCUUCCCAGAGUACCAUGAGCCGUUGUUCCAGGAGCAAGAGGAAGUUCUGGGACAGAUCGAGGCCGAGCGGGAGGAGCUCCGUCAGAGGAAGCUCCAAUCUGGCGAGUUUGCGUCUGGAGAAGAGUUUGUCGGCACCGAGUUGGACCCAGCUCAUGAUCGAGACCUGUCGGCGGCGGCGAUAAAGCGGAUGGCCAAGAUGGAUUCGUUUGUUCGCGAGAUCUUCCGGUACCGGAUGACGCGCCUCGAGUUGCAGCAUAUGGCACGCGAGCCCGUCACGCUCUCGAACGGGACAAGGAUCGCCAAGGGCCAGAUGGUGGUCAUCAACCUCCGGUCCUUGCACCAGAGUUAUGAGUACCAGGGCGAGGACCCUGCCGAGUUUAGGCCAUUCAGGUUCUUGGGUAAAGCCAAGGCUGCAACCAAGGCUGCCACAGAUUUCCUCCCCUUUGGCAUGGGCCGACACGCAUGCCCAGGAAGAUUCUUGGCGAUCCAAGAACUCAAGACAGUUGGUGUGUUGAUGGUCUCGCGGUACUCCAAGAUCGAAAUGAUCGACCCCUCGCACAAGAAGCGCGCCCUCCUCUCGCGUAUCGGCGAACCUUGCCCCUCUGGCCUGAUCUUUACUUCUCGCACCGCACCCACCAAGAGGGAAGCAUAA